Molecule: messenger RNA, 1374 nt
Organism: Aspergillus terreus NIH2624
Lineage: Eukaryota; Fungi; Ascomycota; Eurotiomycetes; Eurotiales; Aspergillaceae
Product: putative methionine permease
Exons: 4
Coding region: 1-1374 (457 amino acids)
Biological process (GO): amino acid transmembrane transport
Cellular component (GO): membrane
Molecular function (GO): L-amino acid transmembrane transporter activity
Source: RefSeq, a predicted model, not a curated record
AUGGUCUACAUGGAACAACAGCCGCUCCUAGGGAACCGUCCGACGGAGUACGACACCCUGCGACGAGCCUCCAUUCCGCAGGUGCCGAAUUUGCCACGCGAACAGUCACUGUCUUGGACGAGCUCUUACAUCUUAGUCGUAUCUCGUGUGAUUGGGAGCGGAAUCUUUGCGACGCCCGGGUCCAUUUACACCCUGUUUGCACUUUGCGACGAUCCGACAGACCGCCAACAAAUCUAUCUGGCUGUUGGAUUACUCACCUUCAUCACAAUCAUCCACGGCGUUUUUCCUAGGACCGGGAUAUGGAUUCAGAACCUACUGGGAUGGACCAAGAUUGCUGUCGUCACCGCCAUGUCUGUCACAGGCCUCUGGGUCAUUCUCUUCCGCCAUAAUUAUUCGGGUGUGUCCCAGGACAAUCUGACGGCAUUCUCUUACGACCGAAUAUGGGAAGGUUCGAAAUGGAGCUGGAGUCUACUAUCUACGUCUUUGUUCAAGGUCCUAUAUUCAUAUGCCGGGUUAAACAAUGUCAACAAUGUUCUGGGUGAAGUACAGGACCCCGUUCGGACAUUGAAAACAGUUGCUCCGGUUGCUAUGCUUACCGCUAGUGCCCUUUAUCUUGUGGCCAAUAUCUCUUACUUUUUGGUCAUCCCACUGGACCAGAUCAAGGAGAGCGGAGAGCUUGUAGGGGCACUAUUGUUCGAACGUGUCCUGGGUCCUCACGUGGGGAGGGUUAUAUUUCCGAUUGCUAUUGCCAUCUCGGCUGCUGGCAAUGUGAUGGUGGUGACAUUCGCACUGGAACAGGCACGGGUUAAUCAGGAAAUUGCUCGGCAAGGCUUUUUGCCGUGGCCUAGGAUCCUAUCAUCAUCGGCUCCAUUUGGGGCACCUCUGGGAGGUCUUCUUGUGCAUUAUGUGCCCUCUAUUCUCGUGAUCGCGCUUCCGCCCCAGGGAGACGUCUACAACUUCAUACUAGACGUCGAGGGCUAUCCAGGUCAAUUGUUUGCAUUGGCGUCAACAGUCGGUCUUAUCAUCUUACGUCGAAGGGAGCCUCUCCGCCCACGUCCAUUCCGUGCGUGGUUACCGGCCGUCUAUCUGCGGAUCUUAAUUUGCCUGGCAUUGUUGACUGCGCCUUUCGUACCCCCAGCAGAUAGAAAGGGUGAUGUACAUUUUUUCUACGCGACAUACGCUAUUGUUGGGAUGGGAGUGGUUGUGUUUGGUGUUGCUUAUUGGUAUGUCUGGACUGUGUUGCUACCUCAAAUGGGUGGGUAUAAACUUGACGAGAAGGAUGACGUUCUGAAUGAUGGCACUCGUAUUACCAAGCUUGUUCGUGUAUAUGGAAGCGAUGAUGCGGGGGUUGCGCCGGCCCAUGUGGUGGAUUAG